This is a messenger RNA of Python bivittatus (Burmese python), 942 nucleotides long. Its product is annotated as olfactory receptor 1B1-like. Gene Ontology annotation, cellular component: membrane. Gene Ontology annotation, molecular function: olfactory receptor activity; G protein-coupled receptor activity. The record is from RefSeq and is a predicted model, not a curated record. NCBI's taxonomy places the organism in Eukaryota, Metazoa, Chordata, Lepidosauria, Squamata, Pythonidae. Gene Ontology annotation, biological process: G protein-coupled receptor signaling pathway.
AUGGACUGUGAGAACGGGACAGAUAUUGAAGAGUUUGUUCUUCUGGACUUUUCCUCUAAGCCUGGACACCAACCUCUCUUCUUCCUCCUCUUACUUCUCAUGUACAGUGUCGGACUUCUGGGCAAUGUCAUGAUGGUUCUUCUCAUCACCUUGGAUGCGCGACUCCAGACCCCCAUGUAUUUCCUGCUCCGUAGCCUCUCAGUCAUUGACGUUGGCUUCAUCUCAGUCGCAGCACCCCAGAUGCUGGUUUGUAUGAUAACUGGUUCCAGGACCGUCCCCUUCUACUCCUGCAUAGCCCAAUUGUUCUUCCUCUAUGUUUUUGGUGUCAAUGAUCUCCUUCUAGUGAGUGUCAUGGCCCUGGAUCGCUAUGUAGCCAUUUGUAAUCCUCUCCACUAUGCUUCAGUGAUGAACCAAAAGGUCUGUGGGCAAUUAGUGGCUGGCUGUUGCAUUGUUUCUACCUUAAACUCCAUGCUGCAUGCCAGCUUGCUCCUGCGUCUCACUUAUCGAGGGAAAAAUUACCUGGCCCAUUACUUUUGUGAUCAUCAGCCCUUGCUGCAGCUGUCCUGCUCAGACAUCAGUGUCAAUGAAGCAGUCAUCUUCUUUGAGGGCAGCAUCAUCAUCUUUGGACCUUUAGUUUUCAUCAUUCUCACCUACAUUCGCAUAGUGGCAGCUAUCAUGAAAUUCACUUCUUCAGGGAGGCGCAAAGCUUUCUCUACCUGUGGCUCUCACCUCACUGUAGUGGUUAUUUUUUAUGCAGCCAUCACUGCUGUCUAUUUCUCGCCCACUUCAAGGUAUUCCUCGCAGCGAGGGUCAAUUUUGUCUCUAGUCUACACAGUCAUCACCCCAAUGUCCAACCCCUAUAUUUACAGUCUCAGGAAUAAAGAAGUGAAAGGAGCUCUGAGAAAUCUCUUGGGAAAGAGAUCCUUGUUAACUCAAAACUGA